UCAGUGUUCACUUAAAGGAACUUCUGUGUAUCUUUUAAUAUAUUCAGUAAUCCUCUGAUUAUUUGUUUCACAGGUUGAUAUUUUUGUAUAUUAGAUUUUUGAGAAGAGGAGUACUCCCUUAUGUUGGGAAUACAAGAAAUGACUUAGAGGCCUUACAAAUACAUCUGUGCAUUCUUGCUUCAGACGUUACAAUUGAGGGCCAGCGCAGUCUGGAAGCACCUCUUAUUAAUGUUACAAGGAAGCCACUACCUCAACAAACAAAAGGAAAGGAGGAGAAGACUUAUAAUAACAAAUGCCAUUUUUAAAAAAAAACUUGGUUUCAGAAAAUACUAAAGGAAAUUUGGAAAUUUUUCACAUUGAGAAGAAGCUUUACAGGUAAAUGGAUUUGGCAGGCAGGCUCUGUCAAAAUUCUGCAGAGGUUUGAUCUCCCUUCUUAAGGACUUAGUGUGAAGUAAUUCUGUACUGCUUUUUAAAUUGCUGUUGAUCAGCUUGUGGGUUUUUGGGUUCUAACUUUUCUGGUAUAUUAAAGAUACAUUAUAUUACAUUAUAUUACAUUUUUUAAAGUUAAGUUAUUUUUCUGCGAUUGUAAAUACACGUAUCAAAAUAUUCUUGCAAAGCAGUUAUAAGUAAACAUUUUUCUUAGCAAGCGUAUCUUUUUAUUAAGAGAGUGGAAUGCUAACAGUUCUUAUGCAGCAUUUUGGAGACACUUUUUAUUUUUUGUCAGAGGUCCUGCCUACACUGAAAAUAUUAAUUAUAUAAACCUUUGUCCUUCUCACGUCUACAUUGGAUCACAUGGUCAUCUGCCUCAUGGAAAUGCCUUUUUUAAAACUUAGAUUUGCAGAACUCCAUUAUUUUUAUACCUAGCUACCAUUUGGGGGAGAAAAAGAGUCAGAACCCUGACCCUCUCACGGUCACUGGGACACUUCGCCCUCCCGCAUGUAUUGCUGCAGUGCCCAGGACAGUAAAAUGGACUAUAAGCGGCGCUUCCUGCUUGGCGGGUCCAAGCAGAAGGUGCAGCAGCACCAGCAGUACCCGAUGCCUGAACUGGGCCGAGCACUGAGUGCUCCCCUGGCAUCCACGGCCACUACUGCCCCCCUGGGCAGUCUGACUGCUGCAGGCAGCUGCCACCAUGCCAUGCCCCACUCCACUCCCAUUGCUGACAUCCAGCAGGGCAUCUCCAAGUACCUGGACGCCCUCAACGUCUUCUGCCGUGCCAGUACUUUCCUUACAGAUCUCUUCAGCACUGUGUUCAGGAACUCGCACUACUCCAAGGCAGCCAUGCAGCUCAAAGAUGUGCAGGAGCACGUCAUGGAAGCAGCUAGUCGGCUGACUUCAGCCAUAAAGCCUGAGAUCGCCAAGAUGCUGAUGGAACUUAGUGCUGGGGCUGCAAACUUUACAGAUCAGAAGGAAUUCAGUCUCCAGGACAUUGAGGGAUGUGAGAAAGACGAAUUAUUCAGUGAGACUGAGCAGAGAAUGAACUGCAGUGAGACAUUGUGUGUGUUGAAUGAAAAUCACAAGGUUUUGGGACGAUGUUUCUUGACAGUGGUGCAGGUCCAUUUCCAGUUUUUGACACAGGCAUUACAGAAGGUCCAGCCGGUGGCUCACUCUUGCUUUGCCGAGGUUGUUGUCCCGGAAAAAAAGAAUAGCAGCAGUGGCAGCGGCUUAUCUGGCAUGGGCCCCACACCCGAACUGGAGGAAGCUGUGCGAUCCUGGCGGGGGGCUGCUGAGGCAACAUCUAGACUAAGAGAAAGAGGCUGUGAUGGCCGCCUGGCAGGAAUUGAAGUUCAACAGCUCUUCUGUUCUCAAAGUGCAGCAAUUCCUGAGCACCAGCUAAAAGAACUGAACAUAAAAAUCGACAGUGCUUUACAAGCAUAUAAAAUCGCUCUGGAAAGCUUAGGCCACUGUGAAUAUGCAAUGAAAGCUGGUUUCCACCUGAAUCCAAAGGCGAUUGAAGCCAGUUUACAGGGCUGCUGCAGCGAGGCGGAAGCGCAGCAGACAGGGCGGAGGCAGACGCCUCCGCAGCCCAUGCAGUGCGAGCUUCCCACCGUCCCUGUGCAGAUAGGAUCACACUUCCUGAAGGGUGUCUCCUUCAAUGAGUCGGCCGCCGACAAUCUGAAACUUAAGACGCAUGCGAUGUUACAGCUGAUCAAGGAGGCAGGCUGCUAUAAUGGAAUCACAGCCAGGGACGAUUUUCCUGUGACUGAAGUAUUGAACCAGGUGUGCCCAUCCACAUGGCGGGGUGCCUGCAAGACGGCCGUGCAGCUGCUGUUUGGCCAAGCUGGACUGGUGGUAGUUGACACGGCACAGAUUGAAAAUAAAGAAGCCUAUGCACCCCAAAUCAGUUUAGAAGGCUCCAGAAUUGUGGUUCAAGUCCCGUCCACAUGGUGCCUGAAGGAAGACCCUGCCACCAUGUCCCUGCUGCAGAGAAGCCUCGAUCCGGAGAAGACCCUGGGUCUGGUGGACGUGCUCUACACGGCUGUGCUGGACCUCAGCCGCUGGAGGGCUGGGAGGGAACAAGCUUUACCCUGCAUACAGAUCCAGCUUCAAAGGGAGAUCUGUGAUUUUGGGAAUCAGUCUGACUUGCCUUCCGGAAAUGGAAACAAAUCUUCAGGUGGCCUGCAGAAGACAUUUUCCAAACUGACAUCCCGGUUCACCAAGAAAGCUUCAUGUACCAGCUCUAGCAGCAGCACAAAUUAUUCCAUCCCAAAUACCCCUUCCAAAAACAUCUUCAUAGCUGGGUGUUCAGAAGACAAGGCCAAAAUGCCCAGUAAUAUUGAUUCAAGAUUACAAAGCAUUUUGAACAUUGGUAAUUUCCCUAGGACUACGGACCCUUCACAGUCAGUUCAGAAUUCCAGUAACCAGAUGGCCAAUGGUUUUCUCAUGGAGAGGCGUGACAACUUCCUGCAAGGGGAUGAUGGCAAGGACGAGAAGGGUAUGAACUUACCAACGGAUCAGGAAAUGCAGGAGGUGAUAGAUUUUCUCUCAGGCUUUAACAUGGGCCAGUCACAUCAGGGCUCCCCAUUGCUGACGAGGCGUAAUUCUGCUGCCACAGCUAUGGUGACUGAGCAGAAGGCAGGAACCAUGCAGCCACAGCAGCCACCACUGCCAGUGCCCCCUCCACCGCGGCCACCCCAGGCUGGGGCACACACAUCUUUGACACCCCAGCCGGGCCUGGCACCUCAGCAGCAGUCCCCAAAGCAACAACAACCCCAGGUCCAAUACUACCAACAUCUGCUCCAACCCAUUGGACCACAGCAGCCCCCGCCCCAGCCUCGGGCCCCUGGGAAAUGGGUACAUGGCUCAUCCCAGCAGUCAGCUCAGCCCGUUGGAGCGGGUCUGUCUCCUCUUGGCCAAUGGCCCGGCAUAUCUGAUCUCAGUUCUGACUUAUACAGCUUGGGUCUGGUGAGCAGCUAUAUGGAUAAUGUGAUGUCUGAGGUUUUGGGGCAGAAGCCGCAGGGACCGAGAAAUAACACCUGGCCAAACCGUGACCAAAGCGAUGGAGUCUUUGGGAUGUUGGGAGAGAUUCUGCCUUUUGAUCCUGCAGUGGGUUCAGACCCCGAGUUUGCACGCUAUGUGGCUGGAGUGAGCCAGGCAAUGCAGCAGAAGCGGCAAGUCCAGCACGGUCGCCGCCCAGGCAACCCCCGGGGCCACUGGCCACCCAUGGACGAUGCCCAUCGGACCUGGCCUUUCCCAGAGUUCUUCACAGAAGGAGAUGGACUACUCAGCAGCUGGUCAGGUGCUCAGGGAGACUCGGCCAGCUCAAGUGAUGAGACAUCCUCCGCCAAUGGGGACAGCUUGUUCUCCAUGUUUUCAGGGCCUGACCUCGUUGCUGCUGUCAAGCAGAGAAGGAAACACAGCAGUGGAGAGCAGGAGACCAGCACGCUGCCCUCACCGCCUCUUCUUACCACAGUGGAGGACGUGAACCAGGAUAACAAAACCAAAACGUGGCCACCUAAAGCACCCUGGCAACACCCUUCCCCGCUGCCCAGCACACUGCCCAGCCCAAGCACACCGCUCUAUGCAGUCACCAGCCCCGGCAGCCAGUGGAACGACACCAUGCAAAUGCUGCAGUCCCCAGUGUGGGCUGCGACCAGCGAUUGCAGCGCUGCCUCCUUCACCUACGUGCAGACCCCGCCGCCGCCCCCACCCCCACCAGCACACAAGGCAGCACCCAAGGGCUUCAAGGCCUUCCCUGGGAAGGCUGAGCGCAGGCCUGCCUACUUGCCCCAGUAUUGACCCAGGGCCAGCCUGCCUGCCUGCCCAGAGCUGUUGGGGCCAGUGUCCCCACCCCAGGGCUGACUAGCUGGCACCAGCCCCCAGAGGACCAGUGCACCCCUGUCCCAGGCAGGGAUCCUGGGGGAUGGGGCUGGUUGGCAGCUCCAAGCCUUUAAGGCCUGGCUUCUCAAACUUUGGAGGCAUCACACCCCUGGAGGGCCAGCUGAAGAUGGAGGUUUCUGACCCUCCUCAGGGAGAUGCUGGGGGAUCUUCGAGCUUAAUAAGCACCUCCGGUAACUCUGAUGCGGGUGAGCCACAGGCCAUACUUUAAGAAACACAGCUCUCAAGUUUGUAGUCCCACUGUGUGUUGGGAAGGCAUCAGGCCUGAAGGCUGAGAGCAAAACUGACCAUUCUUCUGAGACCCUCCCCUUCCCCCUCCUUAACAUGUUGAGUGAUGACCACACCAAUCACUGUAUUUUAUAGCUAUUUUUCAUAUAGGUUUUUAGUUAAAACAUCUCCUGCCUAAAAUGAAUUGAAUAUUUUAAGAUAAGAAAUACAGCGGCUGGAGGUUUGUUCAACACUAUCUUUAUUUAAGCUUAUACAAAAUGGGCAAAAUAUAGAAUAUCUGUGAUCAGAAGCAAUCACCUGGGUUUUCUGUGGGUGGGCAGCCCCUUGCCACCCCAGCAGCACCCAAGGUGCAACCUUUAUGGGAUUUACAAAAGCAGGAUCGUAAAACUGAUGUUGGAGGCAUAUUCCUGAUGGUGCGUGGAGAUGAGCCAGCUGGCUGCUGUCCAUGUGUGGGAUGAAGUUACACCUGCUGCCCUCAGAUCCUUCCACACGUGGCCAGAGGCUGCGACAGUCUCAGAACGUGGGGGUGUGGUCAAGGGACUGCAUAGAGACACCUGCACUUGAAAUUGCAGUAACAUUUGUGAGCUGGCUCGAGACAAACCAAUUAAGAUGUAGAUAGGAAUUAAUUUAAAGUCUUUUCUUUUAAAAACAAAACAAAACAACAAAAAAAAUCACCUCAUUUUCAGUUAACAUGUGCCAUUAAAUAUAUAACCUCCUGUGGAUUUAGGGAUAUUUUCCAGCCAGAAUGGAUCCAGAAGAAUUGAAUGGUGCUUAAAUUGAGAAAUAAUAAAUAUAUCUAUAUAGACUAGACAUAUCCCACUGUAUAUUAAUUGAGGUUACAGAAGUUCUUUAUAUAAAACUUAUUUAAAUUUUUCAUAUGUCAUCUUUUGAAAAGUCUAAUUGAGAAAAAUCCAUAAUAUUUUCUGGUAUGAAAGUUUGACAGUAUUAAUAUUUUUUUUAUAUUUUCUUAAAUCAUUAAACCAUUUUAAUAUAUGUUAACUACUAAUAAAUGGUUUAUUCUUUCUAACUCCAUGUAAGCUUUUCCAGCAAAGAUUGUAAUAACACAUUUAUGUUCUCAUUUUUCUACAGAUAUAAGUAAAUUUAUAUUUAAAAAUACCAAAAAGAAAAUAUAUAUAUAUAUAUGUAUGUAUACACACUAAUUAUAGAGGACCCUUAGGGUGUCUGAGCCCAGCCAUCUGAAUUUUUAGUACUGUGUUGCCAGGCUGUUUCCGGGCCUCAGGUGUUGUCUUUUGUGGUGUGUGGGGAUGCCAUUGCUUCCUGUACUUAUGAUCCUUUCACCGUGGGUUCUGAACAUUCACCUCACCAUGUUUACAGAGAACUAUUUUGUACAUAGACUUUUUCAGGCACGUGCUUUGCACCAACCUUGCGUGGCCCUUGUCUGUAUUAGCUGUCACAGUGUGUGCACUAAUCUCUGUUGAAGUUGUUUGUGGCUGUUUUACUUGUAAGAUAGUUUUCUAUUUCCUUCAGUAACGUGUCCACAGUACCCUGUAUUUCAAGUUCUAUUAUACUGAAGUCCUCUUGUUUUAAUAGUGCCUCCCCAAAGACCUCACCCUGGAGAGAGGUCAGUCCUUGAUGCCCCAGCGCAAGUGACAUUGACAUCGCUAAUUGUUACUUUCCAGUCUGUUUUUCUCACUUAAGGAAGACAUUUUGUAAUUGGAUCUCCAUGGGCUGUGAGACUGUGUGAAGCUGUUUGUGUGGUCUCCUUGUAGGUGCUGUGUUCUCAGCACCGCCUUGCUCUGAACACUGGUAAUUCCAGGUGCUGCGCUCGGCAGAGGGGUCUCGCCAAAGCGCAUGUGUGUGAGUGUGUGUGUCCUUUGCAUGGCCGGGCGGGGCUGCCUUGCUCGGGCAUCAGCAGGACAUGGUGUGAAUAGUUACAACGCUUCCAAACUGGAACUCUACAUUUUGUAUCUUACUUUUAAAGCUCCUAUAAGUAAAAUAACUAUUGGCUUUAUUAAAAGUAUACAUUUAAUAAUA
Molecule: messenger RNA, 6558 nt
Organism: Diceros bicornis minor
Lineage: Eukaryota; Metazoa; Chordata; Mammalia; Perissodactyla; Rhinocerotidae
Gene: GARRE1
Product: granule associated Rac and RHOG effector 1
Exons: 15
Coding region: 937-4236 (1099 amino acids)
Biological process (GO): Rac protein signal transduction
Molecular function (GO): CCR4-NOT complex binding
Source: RefSeq, a predicted model, not a curated record